Aspergillus thermomutatus is the source of this 1841-nucleotide messenger RNA. RefSeq names its product bZIP transcription factor. The annotation marks the transcript as partial. The transcript is spliced from 2 exons. NCBI's taxonomy places the organism in Eukaryota, Fungi, Ascomycota, Eurotiomycetes, Eurotiales, Aspergillaceae. Gene Ontology annotation, molecular function: DNA-binding transcription factor activity. Gene Ontology annotation, biological process: regulation of DNA-templated transcription. The record is from RefSeq and is a predicted model, not a curated record.
AUGGCGACUCUGGCAGAACCACCUACCGUCAUGUCAUCAUCAACAUCGCCCAUGCCGACCGUGUAUGAACAGGACAUGGACAGCUUCAUCAACCUCGAUCAACUCACCUACGCAUCAGCAGAACCUGCCCGACCAAAAGCUACCCUCGCAAGCCAGCCUUCUCUCCCCAGCUCAGAUUUCAGCGCCGGCGAUGUUCGCAGUGCGACAUUCGCUGCCAACGGUCACUCACCCAUGGCUUUCCAAGGGCCGAGCCACCAAUAUGACGAACACAAGCAGCAGACUGGCCUGCCACCAGGAGCUCUAGCCCACGCAAUGAACUUCAAUCAGAUGGCCAGCGUGAGUUUCGGUAACGCGAGCCCUGCUUACCAGAUGAAUGGCGACAUGUUCGCUAGCAGCCACAUGAAGCGGGAAGACACUUCGUUCGAUUUCAACAACAUGUCCUCUCGUCACCCAUCUGAAAUGGACCUGGAGUCUGACGGCAUGGGUGCGGUUUCUUACUAUCUCUCACCGAAUGUCAACAAGAAUCAAUUCAUCGAUCCCAAUGCUCUUGGAGGGCACGAAGUCGUUCCUGCCGGGCCUUCCACUCAGGUCGGCCGCAUGUAUCCGGGAAUGCACCAACAACAAGCGGCCAUGGCAAAGGCGGCUCAACAACAACAGAAACAACAUGAGAUGCUUCGCCAGCAGCAACAGCAACAGCAACAGCAAUUCCACCAGCAGCAGCAGAGCCAGCCCCCUCGCGCCACGAAUCCUGUCGUGGAGGAACGUAUUACGCGCCUUUUGCAGCAGAUGAGACAGAACGCUAUGGUCGCUAUCGAGGACACCCCAUCGCCCUCUUCGACCUUGCCUCAAAUGGCAAAGAUGAAGAAGGAUGAGCAGGAUAUGGAUGAAGAUGAAAGGUUACUUGCCAGUGAAGAAGGAAAGAAACUCAGUAGCAAGGAACGUCGGCAGCUGCGCAACAAGGUUUCAGCCCGCGCCUUCCGAUCGCGCAGAAAGGAAUAUAUCGGCCAACUGGAGUCAGAAGUCGCUGCACGAACCAAUGAAGCACACGAAUUACGUCUUCAGAAUCGCGUUCUGUACGAGGAAAAUGCUCGUCUCACUGACCUUGCUCGCAUGCUUCUCUCCUCCCCUCACUUCUCUCACUUCCUGGACGAGAUGAGCGUCAAUGGCAUCCCCGCCCCCAAUCUGCCUCAAUCCCAACCCCAGGUCCCUCAACCCCAGCAGCAGCAGCAGCAGCAGCAGCAGCAGCAACAACAACAGAUACAAACUCAGCCUCAACCACCACCCAUGGGGCAGCCGCCCAUGCAAACUAGCAUUCCCAAAGAAGCCACUCCUAGUCACAGUCUCCCAAUUGCUCAGAACCCUCAGGUUGGCAUGGUCAUGGUUCCUAAUCAAACGAUGGAUGUUUCUGCGAUGAGUUUGAACAAUGGGGCUUGGAACACCGGAAUUGACAUGAGCUAUGGCAACACUCCUAUCUUUGCUGUCCUGGAGGUUCCCCAGGGUCCCGCCCUCCACGCCGAGAUGCUCUCUGGAAAGAGUUCGACCUUGUUCGGAACAUGUCUGCCGGAAGUAUCUUCUUCAAAGGAUGAAAUCCCUAUGAUCGAGCGGCCGCCAAUCACACAGGAGCAGACGAGUGAUUCUCCUGUCGGUGUCGAGAACCCAGAUAUUCAGAUCGACGAGUCCGACCCUGCUUUCGCCCUCUUCGCCGACUCUCCCGCCACAGACUCGUCGUCAGACUUCCCUGUGGACUUUACUAGCACCAUUCAAUCCGAAAAGUCGACCCCUGCAUUUGAGUUGGUCGUCGAGAAUGAGUCCAAGGCCACUGCGGACCGCUUUGUCGUUCU